CAAUUUAUUACCGGCUAAAAACAGUAGAAACGCAAUGUGCGAGUAUUACGUGUGCUCACGCGCAGUGACCGAAAUCGCCCGAACGCCGCUCGGCUGUUUCCGCGAGAGCUGUCAGUGAGAGGUCAAGAUGGCGGAGAAGGUCAGCUGAUCGGAGACUCGCUCGCGCAGGCCUGGGAGCAAGCGGCGGAGCAAACGCAUUAUGCAGGUGUUCGGGGAGUGGGCACAAGUGGAGGCGGUGGAGCUGGUGAACGAUGGCUCUGGCCUCGCCUUCGGCAUCGUGGGCGGCCGCUCCUCGGGCGUCGUGGUCAAGAGCGUGCUGCCGGGCGGCGUGGCUGACCGGGACGGUCGUCUCCGCAGCGGUGACAUGCUCCUGCGCAUCGGCGCGGUAUGCGUGGUGGGCAUGUGCGCGCGGCAAGCGGCGGCAGUGUUGCGGCAGUGCGGCGCGUGCGUGCGGCUGCUGGUAGCACGGCCGGCGAGUAGCAUGGCGCAGUCUCUCGGCGCUUCACAAGCGCCGGUGGUUCCAUCUAGACUGCUGACUGACCCAGUCGAGCUGGAACGGAGGUUGGCCGAGGCAGGACAUGACGGCUUUGGUGCUCUUUGCGAAGAUGCGGCUCCGGUGUCGCCUCCACCCACUAUUAUAGAGGAGAGGCUGCACCACAGGCCUGUAGCAUCCAUGGUAGCUGUGGUGCCGCGCGGGGCGCUCGCGCCUUCUCCCCGCCCGCCGCCGCUUAUCCUGCCCCCGCCGGACCCGCAACCUCCACCUAUGAGGCUGCCGCUCGACAUGGCGAUUCGUGGUACAGGGGAGCCAGAGACCCUGAGCUAUCAAGUGGACCUCAACAAGGACUCCGCGCUAGGCCUGGGCAUCACCGUCGCUGGCUACGUGUGCGAGCAAGAGGAGCUGAGCGGUAUUUUCGUGAAAAGCAUCAGCGAGGGCAGCGCCGCAGACUUAUGCGGCAGGAUACAGGUCAACGACCGUAUUGUUGAGGUUGAUGGUGUGUCUCUCCACGGAGUGUCCAACCAUAGGGCAGUGGCGUUGCUGCGAGAUGCCAAAGGGUCGGUGGUGCGAUUGAAAGCUUUAAGGUAUCUCCGCGGUGCGGGGUUUGAAAAGCUGCAGAAAGCCCUAGCGGCCCAGGACGGAAGGAGGUCACCUCUCGCUCCUCCCAGCCCGUCUGUCACCUCCCUUGCCAAGUAUAGUUUUAGUGUGUACGACGAAUCAACAGUGAUAGAAACCGAGCUAGACUCGGAAGCCCCAGGCCACCCGCCUUCACCCCAAUCGCCGUCGGAUGAUGCCGAGAUCGUAAUCGGACGAGACGAUGAGACCGCCGAGCGGGAGGCGCGUCGGAUACAGGACAAGUGGCGGGACAUACUGCAGAACGAGCAGGACUGGCCGGGGCGGCAGCACGAGUAUGAUAUUAUUGUUGGAACAAUAAUCAAAGAGAAGGAUAGCGGGUUGGGCAUCUCACUCGAGGGCACCGUCAGAGUGGUGGGGGGCAAGGAGGUGCAAGCGAGACACUACAUCAGGGCUAUUGCCCCGAAUGGUCCUGUGGCGAGAUUGGGGUUGUAUAAAGUUGGAGACGAGUUGUUGGAGGUGAACGAGUGGCGGGUACUAGGCGCGCAUCACGUUGAGGUGGUGACGCGAUUACGGGCGGUGACAUCGCCGGUUGUGCUGGUGUGUGUGAGGAAGCGGGAUGUCGAGAAUAAAGGGAAGACUGAGGGCAGUUUUGCCAGAAGCAAGACUAUCGGCGGCAGUCUUCAAGAUCUGCUGACGCCUCCGCAGCGACUCAUCAAAGCAAAGUCGGAGAGUUCGGUAGCCUCCUUAUGUAGCACCAACACCGUCAUGUCUACGGGGCACGAUCAUGACGAGUUCUGUACGGAGGAACUCGACCGCAACCGUUCACGUUCACUUGAGCCGCUGAGUGGACUAGCGAUGUGGAGCGAUCGCGUGGAGUACAUCCAACUGCAGAAGGAAGAACGAGGGCUUGGAUUUUCCAUACUUGACUAUUUGGACCCGUCGGAGCCCGGCAGCUCGGUGAUCGUAGUGCGGUCGGUGGUGGCGGGCGGCGCGGCGGCGGCGGACGGGCGGCUGGCGCCGGGCGACCGCCUCGUGUCCGUCAACGCGCAGGACGUCGCGCGCGCCCCGCUCGCGCACGCCGUGCAGGCCAUCAAGGGCGCGCCCAAGGGUAUCGUGACCAUCGGCGUGGCGAAACCUCUGCCCUGCCACACAGUGGUUGGGGGUCAGAAAGCGAACGGACACAGUAUGCAAGGCAGCCAGGAAUGCAUAAACUCGCUGGCGUCAGACGACCACACCGGGAUGGAUUCCUUCCAUGAAUGCCUCCAGGAAUACGGAGAAGGCCUAGAGGUCGUCCAAAUAUGCCUCGAGCCCGAGGACACAUCUAUCAAGGAUGAGGAACUAUCUGCCUUGUGUGAUAUCAGCUUUGAUGAUUGUAUCAAACGAGAUGAUACUUUGAACGAAAACAUUAAAAAUGUACCAGACAAAGUUAACGGCGUAACUGACUUGAAAGCAUCAAAAUCUGACGACUCGUUGGAUGAACCUGAUGACGACAUGACAAUAAGAGAAGAUGAUGUUUUAAUUACGCCACGAGAACUCCCCGACAUCAGAACGAAAUUUGUUGAUGACAAACAAUCGGAACGAACUUUGUCUAAACAACAAAGUAAAGAUAUAUCGACAUCAGAUGAAAUGGUUUUUGCAGUGACACCGACAGGCUUAGAAAGAAUUAGUUUCGAAAAGUAUUGGAAAGAAUGUGACACAAAGACUACGUUAGAAAAAGUGAAAAGUGAUGAAAGUUGGAAAGAGUGCUUAAAUUCUCCAACAGAAGAAACUUCAAGUUUUUACGACGCUACCACAAGAAUUUCCGUCCAAGAAGAUGGGCAGUCCCUUCUGUUUAUAGACCAUGAAAUUGAUGGCUACGAAACGUGCAUUGAUGACGAUUCUUCGUCCGUAAAAUGUACAGAAAAGAAUACCCAUAAAAUCAACGGCGAUCGAGAGAUCAAAGUGGAAGAUAAACACGAUAAAACAGAUGCGAGAAACAAAGACAAAGACGUCGAUGCCAAAAAUAUAGAGCAGAACGCUCCCAGUAUCUUAGACGAAGUGUCGUACAAUCCGUGCAUUCAGGAGCAUAUAAUAAAACAAAUGAAAUCCUUAAGAAUCGAACCCAUAAAUAUGAAUAUAAGUCAUAAGAAGAAAAAGAAAAGUCCGACGAAACAUAAACCGUCCAAAACUGUGCAGUGCGUCGAAUACUACAACGAUCAAGCCGAAUGUUUAGAAGAAAUAAGACAAAAGAGGAUAAAAGAAGAGGAAACCAUACAUAAAGCUGAGCAGAAGAAGAUUCUGGAUUCGAAUAGGGCUGUGAUUGAAAAAAAGCUUCAUUUGAAAAUGCAAGAACCGAGUGAAGAAUCGACAGACUUGGAAACAAGUUACGUUCCAGGGUGCCAUAAGUGUUUUUUAGAGAACUAUGCCUACGCUAUCACGAAAGCGUAUAUAGCGGAGGCCCAUGCUUGCAAGUUUUGUGAAGUGAUUCGUGAGAUACUGGAGGUUCCGAAGGAUGGCCCGGAUCGGAGAAUGUCUGCGCCCGCCUUCGUGAGCCUGGAUAGUCCAGGGUCGACGACGGAGGAGGAGGAUCUGUUGAUGGUGCCAAUCGUGAAGGACCGGAGAAAGUCUGCUGGUCCUUUAAAAUUUAUUGUGCCUUCGAGGAGAACCAGUUACGCUCCUCAUUCAGCUAUGACGGUAACGUCUUUGCCGCGGCGAGAUGGACUGGCUGGCCAGCAAUGGGGACCCCCGCGAAAAGUCGCUCUGACUAGAUGCCCCGGUGCUCCUCUAGGAGUCAGCAUCGUUGGAGGGAAGGUGGAUAUUAUUGACACUGAAGAUAACGCGGGGGCCGAUGAUAAAGCCAUAUUCGGAAUAUUCAUCAAAAAUGUAGUUCCGGAGAGUCCAGCUGGCAAAUGCGGAGAGCUGCAUACCGGUGACCGUAUUCUUGAGGUGGAUGGCGUGUGCGUCAGAAAUGCGCAGCACGAGCGAGCGGUGCAGCUCAUCAAAGCUGCUGGUGACACUGUCACACUCACUGUUCAGAGUCUACCGACUUGGAAUACUGACUCGUCAGACGUGGAAGCCGAAGCGUCCCCGCACCCCCCACGGCGGACGCCGUUGCCCAUCGAUGGGACGCCAGAACACGAAAUCAAGAUAACAGUGACAUCAGAACCGGACAUAGAGAAAGAGUCAGAAGACACGGAGAGGGAGACUUCGGAAACCGAACCGACGCCACCGAAGAAGCCUGUUUACUCGGACUCGGAGAGCAGUGAUGAUGAGGAGGAUGAGAGAGAGCUACAGGGACGCACUUACUCGGAUAAAGGGGUUGAGAUCGAUCGAGCAUCAGCUGCCGCGGUCAAACGCAGCAAAGAAGAGAAGGAGGCAGAUAAAGAAGAAGAAGACGACUUCGGCUACACAACAAAUAAGAUCCGCAAGAAGUACGCGUCCCUCGGCGACAGCGUGGUUGUGACGAAGCUCGAGCGCACAGCGCGGGCCGGGCUGGGGCUGUCGCUGGCAGGGCAUCGAGACCGGAGUAGGAUGGCUGUGUUCGUGUGCGGCCUCAACCCUGCUGGUUCCGCUGCUAAGGCCAGCCCGCCGGUCAAGAUCGGCGACGAGAUCUUAGAGGUGAACGGGAUUGUGCUGCACGGUCGAUGUCAUCUCAACGCGUCCGCGAUCAUCAAGGGACUCGUUGGACCAGUCUUCAAGAUCAUUCUUCUAAGGCGGAAGUCGGCACUAGAAGACGUCGCUGUGAAGCCGCUGACGCAGUUUCCGAUCGCCCUUGAAGAAGAUUCGGAAGACAAGUAUGCUGCUUACAAAGGCGUCCGCGACAUCACCAUCAAAAAGGGUCCCUCGGGCCUGGGCAUUAUGAUCAUCGAGGGUCGGCAUACGGAAGCCGGCCGAGGAAUCUUCGUCUCCGAUCUACAAGAAGGAAGCGCUGCCGAACAGGGCGGUCUUCAAAUAGGAGACAUGAUAUUGGCUGUGAACAGAGAUUCCUUAUUAACUUGCAGUUACGAUGCAGCGGCAGCAAAGUUGAAGCACACUGAGGGAGUCGUGGUACUCACUGUGUGCAGUCCCAACCAGAAGGAUGACAAGACUGAUGACGCCAGUGGCUCAGCUGCCAACGCGACGUCACGACCAGCUAGCAGGAACCAAACCCCGGACGCUGGCAAGGCAGGCGCGUCCCGUCCUACCACACCGAGGCCAGCACCUUCUCCGGUCAAAGCGGAACCUCCCCCCGACCCCGCAACGUGUCACCCCAUUCCGAAUCACGACACGGUCAUCGAAAUUAACUCAGCCAACGAGAUUCUUGGCGUCGUCCUACUUGGUGGCAGUGAUACUUUAAUUAAUGGCGCAGCAGCAGUGAUCCUAGACAUUUAUAAGAAGGGCGCGAUAGCGAAGGAUGGGCGGUUGAAGGUCGGAGACCAGAUUGUGGAGUGCAACGGCAUCCACAUCACCAAAGAGAUGACCUACGAACGAAUCGCCAUGAGCAUCAAGCAGCGAGCGCCUAAGAUGAAGCUGACAGUAUUCCGUCCAGACCCCAUCCCCUACACAGAAGUCGAGGUGGAACUGACGCGCAAAGCAGGCAAGACUCUCGGCCUGACUUGCAUCGCACCGGUGGAGGGCACGGGCGUUUAUCUCGGGGAUUUGCUACCCGGCUCCCCCGCGGACCUAGACGGCCGUCUCCAGAAAGGUGACUUCCUCGUCUCCGUGGAAGGCAAGGAUGUGUCCAAAGGCGACUACGUGGCGGCGGCCACUGCGCUGAAGCUCUGCUCCAACAAGACCCAGAUCAAAGUCAAGAGGUUCAAGAUUGUUAGAUAAUAAGUUGACAGUGGCGCGGUUACCGCCAUCUAGUUUGUACUUUUAGGUAUUUAAACGAUGUGAACUGUAUUUUAAUUGAUGCUCGUAACCAAUCAAUCGUUUUUAGAAAGUAUGCCUUCAACUGGUAACUGUGAACUUGAUUUUCUAAUUAGGAACGAUUUGGUUGCUUACGGGCGGGGCUAGGCCGGCGGACAACGCGGACGGCGGAUCUUACUGCAUCGCGAACGAACUGUAAUGAAAGUUAGCGACUGGAUUAUUGGGCUGAUAUCAUAUGAUUUUCCGAAUCUAUAGUAUAGUAGUAGUUUGACUGUUUAUUCUUCUAAAUAUCUGAAAGUACCGACUACGGUUAUGUAAAUGAUAUAGAAAAGGAUGUGUAAUGUGUAUAGGUGGGGCAAUAUCGUAAUAGUACUCUUGCGUUUAGACUUUAGGGUUGCCAAAACCAGCAAAGAACACUGGUUGACAUUAUUUUAAUUGUCCUAAAGUCAAUUUAUAAUUUUAUAGCCAAAACAAAAUGCUCAGUAGAAAACGUUUUUAUGGGAGAGCGAACCCUCUUUGAAAUUUGCCGCAUGUUUCUACUGAGAAAAUUGUUUUGUUAGACUAUCUUUUACUUAUUUAUUUUUUAUAAGUUAUCUACGUAUUAGUAAAGUUCACAGUUACCAAAUGUCGCUAUGACAAUAUAUUAGGACACAUUAUUAAAUUUUUGGCAAUCCUUUAGCUCGUUACAUUUUAAUAUUAGAAAAAGCAAAGAUGAAAUACUGAGUGGUUGUCUUGAGUGUAACUUCAAAAGUGGAUUGACAAUACGCUGUUGUAAUUAUAUUGUAAAGGCAUUUAUGUGGAUAGUUUGAAACUUAUUGAAGGAAGGUAAAUCAUUCUUUUUUAUCCAUUAAAUUUUAUUUUUUUCAAAACAAUAAAAAAAACAUUCAUUGUUAUUAUAUUUUUCUAUUUUUACCGAUUGAUACGUUGAAUGCCUAUGACAAAAUUUAAAGAUUAUAAAAAUGUCAGGUCAGCUCUUAUCAAGUUUGACCGAUCCAUGUUAGAUUUCAUUGAGUUUAACUAAAAGAUGAUUUCUUUCAAUAGGUUUUGACUAUAAAACACUCAUAAUACCUACCGAUUCUUCAAGACAUAACUGCUGAUUUAGAUUGAACGUUUUAUUUAAAAAAAAAUUGACAAAUCAGGCCUUCAUAGCUGUUAUGUGAAAUUGUAACAACCCAUGAAGUUUUAAAAGUAAACCAAUAUUUAUGUCACAGUUAACUGCUAUAGAAUUAUUGCUCGUUUUGUGAUACAUGCAUGAUGCACUUGUUCUGGUUUUCAACUACUUCUAAAAAACUUGCUUUAAGCAAACCCAAUUGCAGAAAAUAAAUAUUUUUGAACUGUUCGCAGAAUUUAUAGGUAUUAUUUACUUCAUUACUACUUACCAAAGUUUAAAAACCUAUUGAGUAAAGUGGGACUUAAUAAUCAACUGAAAAAACUAAGUAAUUAAUUACAUUUAUGCAGUUUUUCUAAUUCUGCCUGUGUAUCAUUAAACAUGUUUUUGUAUGUAGAUAUAUUAGAGAAUCAGUAUUUUGAGUACAAAUUUGAAAUCUGAGUUAAUCUAAGUUUAAUUCUAAGACAGGCCGAAAUGACCCUUGGUUGUAGCUGCGUCAUUUCAGUAUUAAUAUUUAGAUUUUGUUAUCGACCUUUUAGAUUUAUGGUUCUUUUAAUCAUGGAUGGAACACAAUAGAAUGUAUAUUUGUUCAAACAUAAUUUAGUUUCAUUGUGGCUUAGACAAACUAACAAAAUCUAUACAUUGUAAAGAUCUGAAAUAAAUGAUUAUUUAAUUUAAUUUAAUAACUGAACAUUUAUUUUAUCUUAAAUUUAGGAUAGUAAAAUUAAAAUGGUAGCAUUAAAAUUACUCAUCUACGAUUACAAGAAUCAAUAAUUUCAUUGAAAAAUAUGUUAGCUUGUAAAAUAUUCAAAGUACGAAACCUCUAGUCCACACCUAUGUAGAAAAGGAGACGCCUUUUCAUACUAAGCUAUAAGGCAAUUCAUUGCUAGAGUGCUAGAAAAUAUAAAUUAUAGCUAUUUAUAAAUAACAAUAUAUUUAGUAUGUAAAGUCGCGAAGCAAAACUUUUUUUACUGUAUAAUUUUGAGUUUUGUAAAAAGUACAUAAAUGUAAAUCUUUUUAGCUGAAUCCUUACUAUUUUAAUUACUUCUAACUAGACGAACUAUACCUACUUAUAUGUAAGUGUCACCCUCCAACACUAUAUGUAGCUAUGUCGCAAUUACAUAAUUACAUAUGGGUAACAUAAAUACUGCAUUUUUCAAGUUACGUUAAUAAUUAAUCCUUUUUAAUCGACUACAUCUAACACCCUUUCAGCAGAAAGUAUUGCAAAGGUCUAAUUCUGGUGUGGUGAGAUGUUUUAUCUAAUACGAUGUAUUAUUCUGUAGAAACUGUGCCAACUGACUAUUAUGUAUAUUCGUCACCAUUUUUAGCCAUCGCGUGGUAAUCGCUAAGCCUUGCCAAGACCGUCAUCGAAGAAAUCAGGGUUUAUAAGGCUUGUAUUAAAACUCGACCCUGGUAUUUCCAGUUGUACUUAAGACUCCUCGAAUACCGUUUUAUUUAUCAUUUAUGUUUAUGCUAUAGGUUCGACUAGCCUCGACCACUACUAACCUCAUAUUAGGUAAAUAAAUAUUUAUUUUGGAAGGACGCAACUUCGUACCUACGUUACGCAGCGUCUUACGCCCGCCCGAAUUUCUCCGAGAUCGCCCACGUAGGACACUUAUAGAGGUAUCAAAGGAUUGAUUCACCCCGCGCCGCAUCGCUUCGCUUCGCGUUCGUGUGUUGUUCGCCUACGUAGUACGCUUGUCGUGCUGUUUGAUCAUUUCCACACCGUAUAUUUUUUUAAUUCUUUGUAACUCAAAUUAUGAACCCAUAUUGAUUUACAAAAUAUUUAACUCAAAUAUCCUUAAAUAUAGGCGAGCGUUACGCACCUAUAAGCAUUAAGAUCAUUGUUUAUAUUUUGGCAUUUUUAGUUUAUUUUUAUUAAGACUUUGAAACCGUAAUUCGAGGGCACACUCCGUUGAUAGUCACGGAAGGCUGGUUGUCACCCGUAUUAUUAAAAUAACCAGUUAAAAACUGUAAAUGUUGCGUAGCAUAAUUCUAAAUCAUUGUAAAGUGUAAAAAGUCUCUUAUAAGUGUAGAAUUAAAUUGUAUAUGAUAGUUCAUGCCCAUCGUAGAUUAAUUAUGGUCACUUUAACUUAGUUACUUUGUGUAGAAAUUGUAGUGUUGAAGUUUGUUAUAGGACUGAAAUAAAAACUAUUACCAUCAAUGUUUCUUUAACAAUGACAGUCAUAUAUCUAAGGGGAUGUAUAAAGCUGCAUAAGUUUUCACCUAUUUUCCCUAAAUUUUAAACCUAACAUAUUUAUUCUAAGACGGGUAUGAGAUAUCGUUGUAGUUCAUGCACAGUGAAAACAAAAUCAUUGAGCGUUUGCAUCGAUGUUCGGUCGCAGAAAAAAACGGUGGCCAAAUUUUAAUCCUUUACAGUUAUGAGUUUAUACCGCAUAGUGAAGUAUUAUUAUAUGUAAAAUAUACGUAACUAUUUGUAUGAUCCAAUUUAAAGUGUAUGAGAGGUAUCCUCAAUCCCAUAAAAAAACUGAAUAUUUCACACGCUCUUUUUGAUUUUUGUGACAUUAUUAAUAUAGAGUUGGAGCAAACUAACUGCAUGGCAUUUCCAAUAAAAAAGGGUCAUCCAUUAAUUACAUCACACGAUUAGGGGGAGGGAGGGGAUCAAGUAAAUGUCACAUUUUGUGACAUGGGGGAGGAGGGAGUCACAAACUUUGUGACGUCACUAACUUCAUCAGUACGUAAUCGAAAAGUUAUUUAAAUUAUUAUUUAUUAUAUAUAUUCGCUGUACAGUUAAAUAAAAGGUUAUUGGAGCAAUUAUCGUUUUUAUUUGUUUAAUUUUUUUUCCUAAUCAGCUAAUCACUUAAUCAGUUUUGGGUUAGAAAAUUACUAAUAUUUCAUUUUUCAAAAUAAAAUAUUACUUAUAUGUACCUACCUCAUUCGAUUUGACGAUUUCGUUGAAAAAAUGUAACGUCACACCUGGGUUUGACAAAUGUGACCAAGUCUGACAAGGAGGGUGAGGGGUCAAAAAACCUAGAAAUUCAUGUGACGUAAUUAAUGGAUGACCCCAAAAGUGUGCAAUGUUAUCAUUAAUGUCAAAUUUCUAUGGAUGUCGUUUGUAAUGAAUAUCCUUCGUUUUGUUCUAUUCAAAUCGGUGCAAAGUUAGCUUAGACCACUACCAUGUGAUAAGUAAAGCAAACCUUUUAUGUAGACAGACUACUUUUCUGCAUUCAAUGUGAAAUUUACAAUUUUAAUUAUUAUAUUAGCAAAUUCUAGUAGAAAAACUAUAUCUUGUGAUAUUGUUUGAAGUUAAUAGGAAUACGUAAAUGCCUGCGAUCCCUAAUGGCACUUCUUAAGUCCCAUUUGUGACAUUUUCAACCAAAAGGUACCACAUUGUCGCUUGUCAAUAAGGUUGAUAUUCAAUUAAAGCUAUAUGGAAAUAGCGCCUUAUUGACAACUGACAAUAAGUAUCCUUUUGAUUGAGAAUUUUUGUGUAAAUAUUUGAGUUAAGUAAAUUAAUCUUACGAAUUGCACCCGUUGUUUUUAAUAACAUAUUAUAGGCGCCUUUGUAUAGGUACCUAAUGGUUUGUAACCACAACGUCAAUCCACAGUACUGUUUUUUUUUUUCAAUGUUAUAUGUAGUAACCAUUCUGUGGUAGUAACGUAGAAUGGUACUAACUACUGCAGCGCCUUAUUACUUGUCUCAAAGUAGACAGAAAAACUUUUGCUAUUAUAUUCCAGCAGGCGUUCUCUUUAAUUAAAAAUGUGUAACAAAAGUCAACACCUGCUAAAAAUUGUAAUGAUUUUGCAAUAUUAGUACAAGGCGAUAAUUUAUGAAUUUAGCCGUUUGUGAUACAAGUUUAAAAUAUUUAAUUUUUAGUCAUAAUGUUCUAAGCAAUCCUAACCAAGCGAAUGGCGAAGGUUUAAGUGUAAUAGGAGUCUCGAGAUAUACCUGUAUCUGCCAUUCGGGAUUUAGAUUUAAGCCUUUGUAAGUAGAACCUUAAAAUUUCAUCGUAGAUGUUUCUUAUCCUUCAAUUAAAUUAUAUAACAAAGCCUUGUUCAUACUAGUUUAAGUUAAAUUAAUAUAGUAUAGAUUAUUAGAUCAAAAAGAACAAUACAUUUAUUAUUAGAUGUUUCACUUUUCCCAGCCAUUUUAGUGGCUGUAAUUUUAAAAUUUAUGAAUGUAUUUCUUACAAUUAUACCGUUGAACUUUUAAAUAUAUAUACCUAAACAAUGUACACUGGAAAUUGUAUGAAAUAGUGAUUAUGUAAUAAAUUGUGCGCUUUUUUCA
Messenger RNA from Cydia strobilella, 11256 nucleotides. RefSeq lists its product as uncharacterized. The transcript is spliced from 35 exons. Gene Ontology annotation, molecular function: protein binding. Lineage: Eukaryota; Metazoa; Arthropoda; Insecta; Lepidoptera; Tortricidae. The record is from RefSeq and is a predicted model, not a curated record. Bases 200 to 5863 code for a protein of 1887 amino acids.